Messenger RNA from Styela clava, 4011 nucleotides. The record is from RefSeq and is a predicted model, not a curated record. Lineage: Eukaryota; Metazoa; Chordata; Ascidiacea; Stolidobranchia; Styelidae.
GUAUUAAACCAAUGAAUCUAAAGUUAAAGCGUUAAGAGAAUUUCCCUUACCUCAGACAAAACGGCAGUUACGAUCGUAUUUAGGCGCCUUCACGUAUUAUCAACGGUUUUUACCCAAUUGUGCUUGUAUUUUAGCUCCUUUACAUAAACUAGCAGCCAAUUAUGUUUCUAAAAAUCAGCCUGUAAUAUGGACAGCCGACACUAAAUUAGCUUUUGAAAAGUCCAAAAUGCUCUGAGUGAUUUUAUUAUGCUUAAUCACCCGAAACCGGAUGCAGAACUUUCCAUAGCCGUCGACGCAAGUCUAACUGGUGUUGGCGCUAUCUUACAACAAAAGAUAGGAGAGCACUGGGAACCUCUCUCAGUUUUCAGCAAAGCUCUCAAUACUGCCCAGCAAAAAUAUUCUACAUUUGAUCGAGAACUUCUAGCAGUUUUUCUGAGUAUUCGUCACUUUCGCUACUAUGUUCAAGGUCGGGAAUUCUUUAUUCUUUCCGAUCACAAACCUCUUUCUUUUGCUCUGCACAAAACAUGGAGAGAACUUCACCUCGGCAAAGCAGACAUCUAGAUUUCAUCAGUCAAUUCACUUCUGAUAUCAGAUAUAUACCUGGUUCUGCAAAUAUCGUAGCUGAUGCUCUAUCCAGAUCAACAAUUGCAGCGAUUUCCGAUCUUUCUCCUUCUCUUUCUCUUACUUCUAUCGCUCAAGAGCAAAACACGGACCCAGAAAUACAGGCAUUGUUAAAUAAUCCCAUGAGUUUACAAUUAGACUUUGUUGAUACCUCAGUUCCAGGCUUAACUUUAAUUUGUGAUUCUAAAUUACCCAAUAAGAGACCAGUUGUACCUAAGAAAUUUAGGCAAAAAAUUUUUGACACUUUGCAUAAUCUUAGCCACCCUGGACUUAGAGCUACUCAACAUUUAAUUCAAGCUAGGUAUGCAUGGCCAAAUAUGAAUUCAGAUAUUAGGAAAAUGUGUCGAGCUUGUAUCCCAUGCCAGAAAUCUAAAAUAACUAGACAUACUAUUUCACCCUUACAACCUAUUUUAGCUCCCAAUAAAAGAUUUUCAGAAGUAAAUACUGAUAUAAUUGGACCUUUGCCAGUUUCGAACGGUUAUUCUUAUUUAUUAAUUACGGUUGAUAAAUUUACCCGUUGGGCCGAAGUAACGCCAAUGCGAGAUAUAACUGCCGAAACUGUCGUUAAAACUUUUCUUUUAUCAUGGGUAAGUAGAUUUGGAUCUCCAACGGUAAUAACUACUGACCGGGGUGCUCAAUUUAGAAGUUCUUUGUGGGACAAAAUGAUAAAAUUUUUAGGAAGUCAGCAUAUAUGUACUACAAGUUAUCACCCUUGUAGUAAUGCAACUGCUGAGCGACCCAUUAGACAAAUUAAAGCUUCACUUAUGGCACAAUGUUCAAACAACCAUGAGUGGUAUCAAAAUUUAAGUUUAGUUUUGUUAGGGAUACGUACUGCAAUAAAAUUAGAUUUAAGUUUAUCCUCGGCGGAAUUAGUAUACGGAUCAUCCUUACGUUUACCUGGGGAUUUUUUUUCAAACAAUAUAAACCUGGACUUAGAAUCACCUAAUGAAUUUAUAGCGCGUCUUAGACAAUUCGUCCAAGACUUAAAACCAACAAACCCAAGAAUACCAGAAAAUAGAAAAACCUUCAUAUUUAAAGAAUUAAAAGAUUGCACACAUGUAUUUUUACGUGUUGAUGCAGUUAAAAAACCUUUGAUACCGCCUUAUAUUGGUCCAUUCCAAGUGUUAGAAAAACAUGCAAAGUACUAUAAAAUAGAUAUUAAUGGUAAUCCUCAAACUGUUAGUAUAGAUAGAAUAAAACCGGCGCAUAUCGAAACAGAACUAGAAAUACCAACUGAGCCGAAUACUGAAACAGCGUUAUUGUUUUUAAACAGGCCUGAACCGCCAACAACAACGCGUUCCGGCAGAACGACACGCCACAACCGCCAGCAUGAUUACGCUUAUUAUUAGUUUUCUCGUAAAUGUAUGUAUAUAUUCUUAUGCUUUUCCUCUUAACUCUCCUAGCCCAACAGUGUCAGUGAAUUUUUGUGAUCCAAAAGUACCCGUAGCAGAAUAUGCCAUACCGGAACCACCAAAUUGUAAACGAAAUACUAUCACCCGCGUAGAUUAUUGCGAUGCCACGGUACAUAAAUUAUCUUCAGCAUACACUAAUAUUACAGUGUAUGUCUGCCAAAAAUCUGUCACAGAAUGGCAGGCAACUAGAUUCUUUUUUGGUUCGAUUUAUGACAAAUCUAAAUCUUAUAUGGCCGAUCCUCCAACUUCUUUAUAUUGUCAAGAUUGGGUUCAUUCUCUCAAAGCUGAAAAUAUUGGUGAUUUGAAAGUAACCUCAGAAAAUACUUGGUCUACUGAUAAUGAAGUAAAAUACGAAUAUAAUUGGCCAACAACCACAACUGGGAAAAUUUUUAAUGCACAUUUGGCUCUUACAACAAUUUAUUAUGACCAUAUAAAAGGUAUUCUUUUAGGCCCAUUUUCAGGAUUAUCCACUUGCAGUAUUACUUCCGGAUCUUGUACUGUAGGUACUCAAACAAUUAUUUGGAAAAAUUACCCAUUAAUAGAUUGUCCCCCUUUUAAAAAUUUCAAUUCGAAAAUGGCAUUGCAUUAUAAUGCGUCGGGUGACAUUUACCGAUUAGACUUUCCGGAAUUGGGAGCCAGCAUCCACCAAUGGGGUUCAUGUGGUGCUUAUGUUCAAAGAUGUUUUAAUACAAAAACAUUUUGUACAAAUAAUGCACUUUUAUUUGAAACUCACAAAUGUUCUUCAUUGAAAGCUGCUGGUUUCAUCAAUUCUAAAUACCCAAAACUAAGGUAUUCCGUAGUGGUAGAUUCUGUUUCUAGCACUCUGACUGGCUUUAUUCAGGAAAAUACUGACAGGGUAACCGAGGUAAUUGUUAAUAUAUCAUCAGACAUCAAUUACCUCGAGUGUCAACUGGAAAGUAUUCUAACCCGAAUAUACAAAACUCUAAGUAAACAAUAUCCAGGUCAAAUUUUAAAUGAAGUGUUAGGAGGCAAACAUGCUGCUAUAACGGUAGGGGAUAUCCUCACAGAAAUACACUGUGAGCAAAUAAACGUUACUAUAUUACGAUCACUAUACUAUAAUAAUACUUAUGCAACAAGGCCACUUGUAACGUUUCUCAACAAAAAUAAUGUUACCAUAGUUGCGCAGAUAUUUACAGAUACGAAUGUCUACGCAGGUAUACAUUUUUUUGAAAACUUCGUCUCCGGACGAACGUUUACUUUUGCAAUCAAUGGGCGAUACUAUACGUAUAUCAAUUACACGCUAACUCAUACAAAUGCCCACAUACAAUCUCUAAGGCCUUCUUUAACCAAAAUCAACGAAACCUUUAAACCAAUGGAAUAUCAAAAGAUAUUCCAAGAUAUGCCCCACGGAGGACACUCAGGCUUCGAAGAUCUCAAUAAUAUUCUAAUUUCGAUCAAUCACCUGAACUUGAUCAAAGAAAAGAUAUUAUUGGAUCACAAGUCGUCCUCCGAAACAAAUACAAACAACCAAUUUACUACAACUAAAAACAAAGUUGAAGACAACUUUGUAAACGCUUUAUCAUUUAUCAGUCAUCCAAUUUUGUCGGCUUUCUACAUGCUAGCAUGGCAUUUAGGAAUGUUUUGGGGUAUUGUAUUGACCAUACUCGUCAUAAAGCGUAUGAUACCAAUGCUCAAAACCUCGUCAACGCCUGUAUAUAACAGAGCUAGACAAUUUUGGAUGAAUUUUAGAAACCCCGCUCAGGAACUUAAUCCUGUAGAACCUUUGCCAAACGUAAAUAGAACAAAUAGAGAAGACACUGAGACUGCUGUACCUAUACAUGCCCCCCAUACUUCCAAUAACCUACCCAAUCUAUACCCCAAUCUUCCUUCUUGAAAUUUUCACCUCUCUUGGUGACAUGUUUUUCUUAUUUACAUUGUAUUGUAUCACAUAUUUUGUUUGGUGAAUAUACACUUGAAUAAAUAUUUAAAAAAAAAAAAAAAAAAAAAAAAAAAAAAA